AUGGCGUCCCUCACGCCGUCGAUGCGGCAGUUCAGCACGUGUCUGCGAUGCGUGCGCCACGUCCCCGCCGCCAACGGCGCGCAGCACCGCCUGCUGUCGUCCUCGGCCGCCGCCCGUGAGGAAGCGCAGCCCCAGCCAGCUGCCGCCUCGACGCCCCAGCCGCCGCCGCCCCAGUCCGCGGCGGAUGCCACCGCGAAGGACGUCCCGGAGUACAUGCAGAAAUGGGGCACCCUGGACCCUGUGACGGUGGAGAACAAGAAGCAGGAGCGUCGUCUGCUGCGGAGAGAAGGCGUCCAGCCUGUUGGUUCCCGCCGUCGCCGUGCUGCCCUGCGCAUGUCUGCUGUGCGCAACACCGAGGAGAUACCAUUUGAGCAGCUGCCGUACCAGUGCUUCCAGGAGGCCCGCAAGUUCUUGCAGGAGGACAGGCAGGAGAAGCUGAGGGAGAUCAAGACCCAGCAGGCGCGCAUUCAAGCUGUCGCGGCGUCCGGUGCUAGCGAUCAGUCGAAGAGAGACAGGAUAGCCAGGAUGAAGCAGCACCUGAACCAGUUGAUCAUCGAGGCGGACAUCAACGACCCCGUGGUGAAGAGGAAGUUUGAGGAUGGACAAGGCGACAUGAACAAGCCCAUCUACCGCUAUCUGGCCGAGAAGAAGUGGCGCGAGUUCAAGCGCAAGGUCCUAGAACAGCGCGUUACCCAGCUGAACGUCGUCCCUGACCUGCUCGGGUCGCUGGAUAUCGUCGCAGACGUUGAUCUGUCGUUCGGUCGAAAGACCAUUCAGCCCGGCGACUUUGUUGAAUCCAACAUCAGCGAGCACAUGCCAACUCUGCACGUGCAGACAUACACACCUGGCGAGAAGCUGGUGACGGUCGCGGUCGUGGAUGCCGAUGUUCCUGUCCCAGAGGAGGAUGGUUUCACCACACGCUGCCAUUUCAUCGCUUCGAAUAUUCGCAUCUCGCCCAACGAGACCUCGAUCCCUCUGCAGCGCAUUGCUGAGGACAGCAAGAAGAGCACCGACGACAACAAAAUUGCUCUGCCGUGGGUUGCUCCCUGGGCGAACAAGGGCGCACCUUACCACCGCCUGGCCAUCGUUGUGCUGGAGCAGAAUGAGGCACGGAAAUUCGACAUCUCCAAGCUCAGCACUGUCCAGCGCGAUGGCUUCGACCUCCGCAGCUUUGUUGCGUCGCAGAAGCUGAGGCCGCUGACCGCGACUCUGUUCAGGACAAAGUGGGACGAGAGCAUGGCUGGUGUUCUGGAGCGCGCUGGAUUGAACGACCAGAUCAACAUCGAGUUCAAGAGGAGGAGGGUUGAGCCAUUGCCCUACAAGAGGCGCACUGAGCGUAUGCGUUAG
This is a messenger RNA of Didymella exigua CBS 183.55, 1347 nucleotides long. Its product is annotated as PEBP-like protein. Lineage: Eukaryota; Fungi; Ascomycota; Dothideomycetes; Pleosporales; Didymellaceae. The transcript has 2 exons. The coding region runs from base 1 to 1347 and encodes 448 amino acids. The record is from RefSeq and is a predicted model, not a curated record.